Messenger RNA from Solenopsis invicta (red fire ant), 12283 nucleotides. RefSeq names its product hemocytin (gene Hml). Lineage: Eukaryota; Metazoa; Arthropoda; Insecta; Hymenoptera; Formicidae. The transcript is spliced from 29 exons. Gene Ontology annotation, molecular function: protein binding; chitin binding. Gene Ontology annotation, cellular component: extracellular region; extracellular matrix. The record is from RefSeq and is a predicted model, not a curated record. The coding region runs from base 268 to 12174 and encodes 3968 amino acids.
AAACGUGAUUUUACAUUUAAAUAAAUAUUAUAUGUACCGUCUGAUCCACGACCGACUGACCUACAUUUUUCAUCUUUCUCGUUUAUCAAGUGCAAUUUGAGCUUAUCACUUAUCCGUUUCCUUCUAGAGGUAGAUAUAUAUAUAAAAGGAUUGUACUCUUAUUUGCGCUUUUUAAAAGUGUUACUUAGCCCGCGCACUUCGUCGAAGACACGAAUGUAAAACUUUUUAUUCCGUUACGUGGACACAAAGUUGUAUCGCGCUGGUACUAUGGUGCCGUUGCAGAUAUUUGGAUGUUCACUCAUAUUAAUUAUCGUUGCAAGCGUUAUAAAUCGAGGAUAUGGAUAUUCGGAGGAUAUGAACACGCAAGAUGCAAAUGAGGAGGACAUCCUGAACGAUGCACCAGAUUCGGUGGUUGGUGAUUUCUACAAUGUCAAAAGCAGCAAAGGAGGAAGACGUAUAUUCGUAGGGGGUUGUACUCGUAGACCAACCGCGCCCGUAAAUGGCAAAAUAAAAUGUUCUCUAGACAGUGGCUGUAUUGCAAGUUGUGCGCCGGAUUACAAAUUUCCGAACGGUGCGCUUCAUCUAACGAUUACUUGCGUUGAUAAGGAAUGGCACAUCGGAGAAACCGAGUGGAACUCUGUACCACAUUGUGAACCAAUCUGUAUGCCGGAAUGUCAAAAUAAUGGAAUAUGCAUCGCGCCGCAUCAUUGCGACUGUCUUAAACAUUUUACCGGUCCGCAGUGCCAGUUUGAAGAUAGACCAUGUCUGAAUUAUUCUCCGCCCGUGCUGAAUGCUUAUAAAAGAUGUAAUUCGAAAACGUGCACUAUAUCCUGUAUGGAGCAUUUUACUUUCCCCGAUGGUUCAUCCGUCGCUAAUCUAAUCUGCAAGAAUGGGAGUUGGAUGCCAACCAGAAGUGACUGGGUCUCAAUUCCAGAUUGCGAACCUGUGUGCGAUCCACCUUGUCAAAAUGGUGGCAAUUGUCUUCCAAUGAAUGUAUGUCAAUGUCCGCAGGAUUAUCGGGGACCUCAGUGUCAAUACUCUGCCGAUGUUUGCGAUGCUGAGAAACUCCGCUUCAAUGGUGGAUAUCAUUGCCGAGAUUCCGGUGAUACGUAUUCUUGCACGCUGUACUGUCCGUCGGGAGUUGAAUUCGAAUUUCCAGCUUCUUCGGUUUAUGUUUGUACCUACGACAAAGGAAUCUUCGAACCGCAGCCCGUACCGCAAUGCAAAGUCGAGAAUAACGUUAAGAUCAUCUCACAUGGUACCUUCUACAAUACUUACCUACGGGAAUCGAAUCACUCCUGGUCAAUGGAAAAUGUCUACGACACCAAAACGCAGCAUACUCAAAAGGUGCACGGUGAAAGUUACAGGAUCCACGGUAGCAACGUGUCCUCACAUCCAAUUCGAUAUAAUAGUCACGACAAUCAAAUAAUGGUAUUUGAGAUAAGUCAGCCGAGAUCAAAGACAUGCUAUAGUUGGGGAGGCGCACAUUAUAAGACCUUUGACGACAAAAUCUACAGUUUCGAUAGCGACUGUUCGCACACGCUUCUCCGGGAUACACAAGACGGCGUUUGUACGAUCGUGGCGUCGAAUGGCCCGGGCUGCAAAAUCGGAUCGGAUCGUCAUUGCUCCAAAAUCGUGAAGCUGUUCGUACACGAUAAGAAAUACAUACUCACCAGCGACGACACAGGCAUGCCGAUAUUUAGCAACGGGAAACGAUCGUUGCCGAUACCAAUAUACUUGCCUGGAUUGCGCGUGGACAAGUCCGCACAUUUCAUCCUCAUCUCCCUCGAUUCGCUGGGCGUGAAACUGAAAUGGGAUGGCGCCUUGCUACUACAAAUAGAAGCUUCCGAGAGUAUGUGGAAUAAAACGGCUGGUCUGUGUGGCACUAUGAACGACGAUCCAAACGACGAAUUCUUAACGAAGAUCGGAAGUUACGCUGAAACUAUAUCAGCGUUGGCAAGUUCUUGGCGGGUUGAAAGUUUUGAAGAACCAUGCGAUGAUUAUCCAAGUGUACAACAUGCGUGCAAAUUGAAAGACGAGUUUGCCAGCGACGCCUUUCAGUUCUGCGUCAAGUUGCUCUCCAACCACAAAUUCAAGACUUGUGCCGAAACGAUUAAUCUUUCUGAACUGACCGAUUCAUGCUUGUGGGAUUAUUGCGCAUGCAAACACGACGACAGAAGAAAAUGCGCUUGCGAUACUAUGAACGUUUAUGUGCGUCAGUGCGCUCAAAAAGGAAUCACACGAUUAACUGGAUGGAGGACCGAUGAUACUUGUCCGAUUAUCUGCGACGGUGGACGAGUGUAUAUGUCAUGUGGACCAAAGAUAGAAGCGUCUUGUUCGUCUGGUAUCGAAGCAAUGAGCGAGAGUUCUGAGUGUGAGGAAGGUUGUUUCUGUCCAGCGGACACCUUGGAACAUCAAGGCAAAUGUAUCUCCCUGGAGGAGUGCCCGUGUAAAUUAAGGGGUAAAUUUUUUGAACCAGGCACAAGCGUGCCAAAGGGUUGCAACACUUGCACGUGCACUUCCGGCAAAUGGGUGUGCACGCAAGUACAAUGCGGCGCUAGAUGUGCCGUCUUGGGUGACCCGCAUUAUAUCACAUUUGACGGCAAGCAUUACGAUUUCAUGGGAAAGUGCAAAUAUUAUUUGAUAAAGGGAGAAAAUUAUACGAUUGAAAGCGAAAAUAUCCCAUGUUCCGGAGCGAUAUCCGAGAGCAUGGGCUUUGCCUCUGCAGAUUCCCCGUCGUGUAUCAAGACUAUUACAAUCAUUUUCAAAAAUACCUCUAUAAAGUUGAAGCAGAAUCACCAGAUUACAAUAAAUGGUAACGAGAUAACAAAAUUCCCAAUGUUGUUUGAUGGCGUCCGAAUACGAAUUGCGAGUAGCAUAUUCAUGGUGAUUCACCUGCCAAAUGCUUUGGAAGUGUGGUGGGACGGAGUAUCACGCGUUUACAUUAAUGCUCCUGCUGAAUUCCAUGAUCAAACGAAAGGACUUUGUGGGACGUUUAACGACAAUCAAAAGGAUGAUUUUAUAACGCCUGACGGUGAUAUUGAACCCGUGGCAGUCGCCUUCGCCAAUAAAUGGAAGACAAGUGAUGAAUACUGUGUUGACGAGUCUGAGAAUGAACCGAAAAAUCCCUGCGAGUUAAAUCCUCAAAGACGAGCGACCGCGGAAGAACACUGCUCCAAGAUACAUAGCGAUAUUUUCUCGGAUUGUCAUUGGCAUGUCGAUCCAACGGAAUUUUAUCAAGACUGCAUGUAUGAUAUGUGCGCAUGCGACACUGAUAUAAAAUCGUGUCUCUGUCCCAUGUUAGCAGCAUAUGCGAAAGAUUGCGCUGCGUUGGGCGUGAAACUUUCGUGGCGUACUGAGAUCGGCGAGUGUAAAAUUCAUUGCACUGGCGGACAGACAUAUCAAAUUUGUGGAAACAGUUGCAUGAGAUCGUGUUCGGACAUCUCCUUUUAUCGGGAUUGCAAACAAGAAUGCGUGGAAGGUUGCAAUUGUCCAGAAGGUCAGACGUUAGAUGUGAAUGGAGAGUGCAUCCCAGUCGCUCAGUGUCCUUGCAUAUACGCAGGUCGCGAAUAUAAGCCUAAUCAUCGAGAAGUCCGUCCGGGCAACAAGGGACAAGAAUUUUGCUCUUGCGUAGGCGGCGUAUGGGAGUGUCGAUUAGCAACACCAGAUGAAAUUCGGGAAUAUCCAUCGGUCACUGAACUACUAUCCGUUUGCCAGGCUAUCAAGCAUCUAGAGGUGACGGAUUGCGAGCCCGUGGAGCACAGAACUUGCAGCAACAUGCACAUACAGAACGAACAAACGCCGUCGGUUUGCACGUCUGGUUGCGUUUGCAAAUCCGGAUACGUUUUGGACACGCCGAAUGGUGUUUGCAUCAAAGAGGAAGAUUGCCCCUGUCAUCAUGGCGGAAAGAGUUACAAGCAAGGCUCAGUUAUACAAGCCGAAUGUAAUUCUUGUACGUGCGAGGGCACCAAGUGGAAGUGCACAGACAGAACUUGCGCAGGAGUCUGUUCUGUAUGGGGCGAUUCGCAUUAUAAAACAUUCGAUGGCAAAAUGUAUGAUUUCCAAGGUGUAUGCGACUACGUUUUGGUGAAGAGUGCGUUGAAUAAAGAAGAUUGUUUUGAUGUCUCGAUUCAGAACGUACCUUGCGGUACAAAUGGAGUUGCAUGCUCGAAAUCGAUCAAGCUUACGAUUGGCAGUGGUGAACAACAGGAGGAGGUCAUUUUGACAAAAGGAAAGAAACUACCUAGGGGACCUUUUAAGAGACUAUCGAUGAGACUCACUGAUCUCUUUGUAUUUGUUGACGUGCCAGAUUUAGGAUUGGUAUUACAAUGGGACAAAGGUACUAGAGUUUACAUCAGAUUAAAUCCGGAAUGGAAGGGUCGUACAAUGGGCUUAUGUGGCGAUUACAAUAACAACGCUGAGGAUGAUUUUAAGACACCAUCCGGUGGGAUAUCCGAGGCUUCCGUCAAUCUGUUCGGAGACUCGUGGAAAAAGGAUACGUUCUGUCCUGAACCGAAGGACGUGGAAGCUGACGCCUGUGAGCAACAUCCAGAACGUAAGCUGUGGUCGCUACGACAGUGUAACAUACUGAAGUCACCAUUGUUCUCACCGUGUCAUUCAGAAGUGGAGGUCGAGCCGUAUCUGCGUAAUUGCAUCUUCGAUGCGUGCAGUUGCGAUGCCGGCGGUGACUGCGAAUGCCUAUGCACUGCACUGGCCGCGUACGCGCACGAAUGCAAUGUGCGAGGUGUCCCUGUGAAAUGGCGAACGCGAGAACUCUGCCCGCUACAAUGCGACGAAAAAUGCAGUACGUAUUCACCUUGCGUUUCGACCUGUCCGCGCGAGACAUGCGACAAUUCUAUGACCGUAAGAGACAGCUCGCAUCUGUGCACGGAGGAUACGUGCGUUGAGGGCUGCCAAUUCCAAUCUUGUUCUGAAGGCCAAGUGUAUCGAAACGCCAGUUAUACGGAAUGUAUACCCAAAUCGAUGUGCGCAAAACCUUCCUGCAUCGAACUCGACGGAGUGAUAUACUAUGAGGGCGAUCGAAUUAGCGGCGAUGAUUGUCACAGUUGCUUCUGCAGUCGCGGUAAAGUGAUCUGCAAAGGAGAAGCUUGUACCAAUAUCACCACUAUCGAUGCUACUACUGCCUUACCCUUGGCGGAACCCCAGAAAUGCGUAGACGGUUGGACCACGUGGAUUAAUAAGGAUCCUGCCAUAAAAGGAAAGAAAUUCUUGGAUGUGGAACCGUUGCCCAAUUCAAUGGAUCUUGCUAAUGCAAACGGACUCGCAGUUUGCGAGAAAGAGCACAUAGUUGAUAUAAGAUGCAGAUCUGUUGAAGGACACUUGAACCCGAAGGAGACUGGCCUGGACGUGGAGUGCAGCUUGGAGCGUGGCUUGUACUGCCAAUCUCAUUUAGAUCUUCCUUGCGUGGACUUUGAAAUUAGCGUGUUAUGUCGCUGUUCUGAAUCGAUUACACACAAUAUCGAAAACGUGACAACAGAGAUCAGCACCGAGACGGGGAAGAAUGAUCUGGAAUGCGACGUCGCGCAACCAAACUUGCCGCAUCCAACGAAUUGUCAACUAUUUUAUCAAUGCGUCCCUACCUUGACGGGAUACGAACUGAUAGAAAGAUCGUGCGGUCCUGGCACUCUUUACAAUUCAGAGACUCUCGUCUGCGAUUGGCCAACGGAAGUUCUACGCAUACGACCAGAGUGCUCAGUCGCUUCUGGGCAAACCACACAAGCCAGUGGUAGAACCGAGUGGAGCAGCACUGCUGGCGGUCACUACGAGAAUACGCUGUCGACCACGGUGAAAAAGAUAGUAUCGACCACGAACGUGUGCAAAGACGGCGAAACGUGGAGUAAAUGCGCGAUUCAGUGCGACAGCGUGUGUCAUUAUUAUCGUCACAUUCUGAUGACGCAAGGUCUUUGUAGCAAAGGUACUGAUUGCAUUUCCAAAUGUAUUUCAAUUGACCGACCUACAUGUCCCUCGCACAAGUUUUGGAGAGACGAUAUCACCUGCGUGGAGGCAAAUCAUUGCUCCUGCAGAUCCCAUGAUGGAGGCUCGGUUGCGCCUGGUGCCAUCAGAAAAGAAUCCGACUGUGAGACUUGCCAAUGUAUCAAUAAUUAUUACACAUGUGAUACAACUUUCUGCUAUAAUAUUUCAAAUCAUGAGAUGACGGUAGGGACAGGAAGGGGACCGGAAACAACCACUCAACUACCACUCAGUACAACCUCGGGAAACGCUUGGAGGACAUCACCAGUUACUAUCAAGGACCAAACGAUCCUUUUACAUAGCACGGUCACUCCGCCCGGGGAAUGCGAUGACGCCAACUUCGUACCAUUAAUACAAAAUCUGCGAAAGGACAUUAUUGUCCAUACUAGCAGCAAUAGGAAUUCCAUUUUACGAUCCGAAGAUCUAUUAAUAUAUACGGAAGGAACAAUGCUGCUACCCAAAAAAUUCUGGGAACCUGAGAUGAUGAAUGCAGAUCAAUGGCUUGACGUCGAGUUUAAGAAACCUGAACCGAUUUAUGGAUUGAUCUUGCAAGGCGGCGUUUCUGAAGAUAAAUUCGUAACCAGUUAUAAUGUGCUUUUUUCGGAGGACGGCCAGACUUUCUCAUACAUACUCGACUAUGAAAAACAGCCACGCGUGUUCAGAGGGCCUAUCGAUAAAGUUCAGUUCGUGAAACAAAUAUUCUAUCAACCGAUUGAGGCGAGGAUCAUUCGUAUCAAUCCGCUGACAUGGCACAAUGGAAUUGCGAUUAGGAUAGAAGUGUUGGGUUGUCAGGAUCACGCAAUCUCAAUGACAACUAUUAGGACAACAACUGAAAAGAUUGUCAGACCUUUAUGUGAGGAUUCGAUGGGAUUGGACAACGGGCUGAUGACCAUGGAACAAAUUUCGGUGUCGAGUUCGUCGCAGUUGAUUCAGUAUCUUCGAUUAUCCGCAAAGAGUGCAUGGCGUGCCGCUUUGGACAAUCCUCAUCAAUAUGUUCAGUUCAACUUCAUAGAGGCUCGAAAUCUGACCGGAAUCACGACCAUGGGUGGUGACGGUGCUUGGACGACCGCUUACAAAAUAUUUUACAGCAAUGACGAACGUCAGUGGAAUCCCGUUAUUGAUGAGAACGGCGACGAGAAAGUGUUUCUUGGCAAUUUCGAUGCGGAAAGUUUGCAGACGAAUUUCUUUGAGAGACCGUUGCACGCAAAAUUCUUGAGGAUACAACCUGUCAAGUGGCACGAUCAUAUUUCGUUGAAGGUCGAAGUUCUGGGUUGCUAUCUAAUGUAUCCUACGCCAUGGUUGAUGACAUCGACAAUUAAAUCGACAACGACAUUAUUCAAUCAAGAAUGCAAUGUGUGUGACGGGAUCGAUCAAACGUUAAACGAUAAAGGCUGCAAAUGCGAGGAUCCUUACUGGUGGGACGGCGAAUUGUGCGUACCGAAGCAGGAGUGUCCCUGCGUGGUCGGACACGUUCCUUAUGCGGUGGGCAGCAUGUACGAGACGGACGAUUGCCAGCAAUGCGUAUGCACCUUCGGCGGAACAGCUACAUGUUUGCCAAAAAAAUGCGACCCUUGCUUGAAACCGGGUCUACGAUCUGUUGUCGGUGAACUAUGUGCCUGUCUCUGCAAGCCUUGUCCACCGGGCACCAGACUCUGUCCCACGAGCAGCGUGUGCGUAAAUGAGGCCGCAUGGUGCAAUGGUGUUCAGGAUUGUCCAGAUGAUGAAAUAGAUUGUCCAAACAUAAUUUCUACGACACCUAUCGCGACUGAAUCUCCGGGAACAAUCAAGCAGGAAGUUACGACUAUCAACCCCAUUCAAGUUAAUCCAUUACCAUGCGAGGAGCCGAUUUGUCCGCCCGGUUACAGAGUAGUUUUCAAGCGGACAUCCCGGUUGCGCGAUAAGCCACAUCAUAAUGUUAAGUCGAAUGUGAAAUCUAAAGGGCACAAAGGUUUUACGAAGACAAAGGGACACAAAAAAUAUCCAUUCCAUGAUCAUGAUGAAAAUGAUUUAAUGAAAGAACAGAGUCAACUAACAACGAAGAAUAUUCAAUGUCCUGAAUUCAUUUGUAUGCCCAGUAAACCUGUCUUCCCCAGCGAGACAGAGCCGGAAAAGUGUCCAAAAGCAUUCUGUCCGCCGCAAUACGAGGUGGUGUACGAGAAGAUAAGCAUGUACAAAGUGCGCAAGUGUCCGAAAUACAUUUGCCGACCAUUGUCAUCACAGGAAGCGAUGUGCAACGUCACGGGCAGAACAUUCAACACGUUUGAUAACAUGGAGUACAAGUACGAUAUCUGUAAUCAUAUUCUAACCCGAGACAUGUAUAAUAACGAGUGGUACGUCACGCUGGAGAAGUUAUGCGUCGAUUCACGCGGAAAGAGAUCUUGCACACGGAUCUUGAUGGUGAUGCUGAAUGACCAUGCGAUCGUGCUCUAUCCGGAUCUGCAUGCGAACAUUGAUGAGUAUACCUUCACGGCUGAGCAGAUCGCGCGUCUCGGAAAUCGACUGCCCGGUUUUGAGCUUUCGCGCACAGGCGACAAAAUUAUCUUUGUUUCGCAUCGCUAUGGUUUCUGGAUAAUUUGGGACUCGAGCACCAACGUAAAGAUCGGCAUUACCACUAAAUUGGCGGGUCGCGUAGACGGUCUGUGCGGAUACUUUGACGGUGAUAUCACGAACGAUCGUCAGACACCCGAAGGUACGCAAGCGAGGAGCACCGUUCAGUUCGGGGAUAGUUGGGCGAUGGAAGACACGAAAUGCGAUUUGCAUGUAUGUCCACGUGACAUUCAAGAGCAUGCAUGGACGAUUUGCCGCUCUGUGAAGAGUCCGAUGCUACUGGACACGUGUUCUACAGUCGUCGAUAUCGAUAGGUUUGUGUCUCGUUGCGUGGAGAACAUGUGCUCUUGUCUGCAAACUUCUAACAGUUCUUACGAAGACUGCCGGUGUCGUCUACUAACGAACUUCGUAGGCGAGUGCGAAGCUGCCGUUGGUCCUGGCACUGAUCUAUUAUCAGAUUGGAGAACCGUUUAUGAUUGUCCCGCGAGCUGUCCGUCACCGUUUGUUCAUCGAGAUUGUUACCGCAGCAAGUGCGAGAUCACCUGCGACAAUCUGCAUGAAGUGGAACCAUGUCCGCCAAUGCGGGGCGUUUGUUUCCCCGGUUGCUUCUGCCCGGAUGGCCUGGUACGUCGAAAUGAUGAGUGCGUGCCGCCAGCGCAGUGUCGGGAUUGCGUGUGCGAUGGUCUUGGCGAUGCUAAAUUCAUCGGCUUCAAUCGCAAGGACUUUAAGUUCGCUGGCAAUUGCACUUACCUGCUAUCGGGGAAUGUCGCGGAGAACGUAAAAAGUCCGGACGGAACUCGCACGUAUCAAAUCUUAAUCACCAAUGGUUAUUGUGAUAAGGGCACGUGUACGGAGGUCAUUACACUGCUCUAUGAGAACCAUGUGAUACAGAUCAAACGUGCAGAACGCUCGAAGAAUCUGAGAGUGAUGAUAGACGAUUCCCAAGUGAAGAAGUUUCCGCACAAUCGCACGUGGAUUGUCUUGGAUCAAAUAUCCGUUGGAGAUGUGAUUCUGCUCGUACCGUCCAUCCAAUUGGAACUUGUUGCCUUUCAACAAAACUUUGCGUUUACUUUAAAACUACCUUCGCACAUCUUUAGCGAUGAUACUGAGGGUCUGUGCGGCAAUUGCAACGCUGAUGCUGAAAGUGGUUUUGAGAAACGUGAUGGAGAGAUCACCGAUGAUGCCGAGGAAUUUGGUAAAUCUUGGUUGAUUGAAAAUCUGUCGACGCAAUUGGGUUUGAAUGAUCAGACGUGUUCUAGUAGUCGUCAAUUUCAAUGUACGCCUCCGCCAGCGGAAGAAGAUCUUUGCAAGAAGCUUCUAGAUUUAGCUGCGUUCAAGCAGUGCCAUAGCAUUGUCGAUCCAGAACCAUAUUUAGAUUGUUGUCACGAUGCGUUAUGCACCGGAAGAAAUUAUUGUGACAGCUUAGAGAUGUAUGCCAGAAAGUGUUCGGAAGCUGGUUUGUGUCCGAAUUGGAGAACCGACGAAAUCUGUCCUUACGAGUGUCCUAAAAAUCUUGUCUACCAAGCAUGCGGAUCUAGUUGUAAAGAAACGUGUGACACCAUAAAUGGUGUGAACAAUCCGAAAUGCGCAACUGAUUCUAUCGAAGGAUGCUUUUGUCCAGUGGAUUACGUUUUCCACAAUGAUUCCUGCAUACCGAAGAAGGAUUGUUUCAUCUGUGACAAGGACGGUCACGUACAGGGAGAUAUCUGGCAUCCGGAUAAAUGCACCGAAUGUAAUUGCAAUGAUGGAAUUGUGAAUUGUCAAACGAUGGAAUGUCCUGUGUUGGAUACGAUUUGCGAAGAAAAUAUGACACCUGUACUUAUCAAUGGAACUGAGGAGAGAUGUUGCCCCAAAUAUUUUUGUGCUCCAAAGCCAACAACGCCUACAAUAUGUGUUGAGUCACAGGAACCAGAAUGUGGUUUUGGCCAAACAAUGAAAGUGAUUAUCGAUGCUGAUGGCUGUCACAAAUUUAUAUGUCAAUGCUUGCCUGUAAAUGAAUGUCCCAUUUUCGACAAUUUUACAAACGAAGUUGAGCAACUGCAACCUGGUUUUAUACAAAUAAUGAACACAUCUGGUUGUUGCCCGCGACCAACUAAAAUAUGCGAUCCGAGAACUUGUCCUCCUGUACCAGACUGUCCGGAUUACUACAACGCUAUUACAACAAUGCUUGUAGAUAGUUGCUGUCCCAAUUACGAUUGUGUACCUCCAAAAGACGUUUGUCUUUAUACAAGUAACGAAGACCAAGGCAUAUCACAAGUGGUAACGAAGAAAGUUGGUGAAAAAUGGAAAGAUGGUAAAUGCAAAACGUGCGUAUGCGAGAUUUCAAAUGAUAGUCCUAAAGCAAAUUGUUUAUUCAUGGAAUGUUCAAAUAUGAGCGCACAUCCUGAUGUAGAUGAUUAUGUAUUGGAAGAAAGAAUAUUAGAUGAUAAAUGUUGUCCAAUCUUUGAGCGUAUUGCUUGCAAAUGGAAAGACAAAAUAUACAAUGUUGGCGAAAGUUGGAAGCCCAAUACUGAGAAUGCUUGUCUCACGAUGCACUGUAAUGAAGAUUCAGGUAGUAUUCAGGUAUUAAAUAAAGUCCAAGAAUGUGAUAUCACAUGUGACUAUGGGUAUAAAUAUCAAGCCUCUAAUGAUACCAGUGUUAAUUGCUGUGGUACGUGUAUCCAAACUGCGUGUAUUGCAGAAGGCACACUUAAAAAUGUAGGAGAACAAUGGUAUUCGGAUGAUCAUUGUAUGACGUAUCUUUGUGAAUCUGCAAAUGGAAAUGUGUAUCUACAAGCAAAUACCGAAAUUUGCCCAGAAAUUGACCCGCAAGUGGAAGCCGAGUUCGAGAUAGAAGCACGCAAAAUUCCAGGAAGAUGUUGUCCGGAAAUUGUUAAAACAGCUUGUCGUAGUGACGGAAAAUUAUAUAAACCUGGAGAAACAUGGAAAUCUCUUACGGAUAGCUGCGUCAUCGAGACAUGUAUAGAUGGUACCAAUAUAUCAAAACGCAAAGAGGUUGAAGUGUGUUCACAACAGUGUGCUCAAGGUUGGUCGUAUCAGGAACCAGAACAUGGUAAAUGUUGCGGGGAAUGCAAACAAACAUUUUGCGUGUUUGAAGAUACUCUAUACACACCUGGCAUGACAUGGUCAUCUGAUGAUAAUUGUACUACUUACACGUGCAUGGAAAUUAACGAACAGCUAUCUCUCGCUGUGAGUCCUACUGUUUGCCCAGAUAUAACAGAUUGUCCUAAUGAAUUGAUUUAUCACGAUCAAUGCUGCAAACGAUGUAAUAUUAAUAUAAAAGAUCAGAUCAAGGAAACAUGCAAAACAAUUUUUGUGGAUGCAAACAGUACUGUAGGUAUGUUAGUUGUAAAUCAUCCAUUACACGGGAAAUGUAAAAACUUGGAUGCUAUUGAGGGCAUUAAACAAUGCAGCGGAUUAUGUCAAUCUUCAACAUACUUUAACAAUGAAAACUGGAAUCAAGUAAACAAUUGUCAGUGCUGUCAAGUGGAGGAAUAUAUGGGUAUCAUUGUUAAUUUGAUAUGCGAAGACGGCAAAAAAUUGAAAAAACAAUUGGCAAUACCACGUUCUUGUUCUUGCCAAAAUUGUGUUUCCUUAGAUAUUAAAAACGAAAAUAAGAAGAUGACCAAGGGUUAAUGAAGAAUGUGUGCUGGCUUGGUUGCAUUUAUUUUUUAUUCAUAUAUUUCCGAAUAACAAAAGAUUCCUGUAUUCAAUACGCAAAAAAUAGAAAUAUUUUAGUAAUCUU